Molecule: messenger RNA, 2196 nt
Organism: Nylanderia fulva
Lineage: Eukaryota; Metazoa; Arthropoda; Insecta; Hymenoptera; Formicidae
Gene: Acat1
Product: Acetyl-CoA acetyltransferase 1
Biological process (GO): fatty acid beta-oxidation
Cellular component (GO): mitochondrion
Molecular function (GO): acetyl-CoA C-acetyltransferase activity
Source: RefSeq, a predicted model, not a curated record
GUGGCUAUCUGGGUAGAUAUCUUAAAGACAUCUAGAAAAUAGUUUCCAAGACAUCUAGAAUAUAUCUUGUACAUGCAACUAAAAGAUAACUAUUAGACUUUUUUUAGAUUUCUACAAGAUAUCUUGAAGACAUCUAUAGAUAUCUAAAAGAUAUCUGAAACUGUUGCAUAAGAUAUCUUUUAAAUUUCUAUAAGAUAUCUUGAAGACAUCUAUAGAUAUCUAAAAGAUAUUUGAAACUGUUGCAUAAGACAUCUUUUAGAUUCCUAUAAAAUAUCUUUUGGUACAAAAUGAAAGACAUCUUAAGAUAUAGUAAGAUAUCUUUUAGAAAUCUAAAAGAUAUGUUUUUGUCUAUUUGGGAUCCUUUCAUUAUAUAAAGUAGUGCGAAAUUAUAUAAUGAUUAUAGGAGCCAAACACAUCUAAUCAUAAAAAAUUUUGAUAUGUUAAAAAUUAAUUACAUAUACCUAUAACUAUUACUACCCAAACGUAUUCCAGUUUUAAUAAUUUUACUCAUUUUUCGCUAAGUAAUUCAAAGGAUUUAGUAUUAGUAACAAUAAAUAAAUAAUUAUUGUUUUUCAUGAAGGGGAGAAAAAUUGGAACAUUUUAAAAAUGUGUAAAGGAAAAUGAGAAGUCAAAUCGUCAAAUGUGUUUACAUAUACGUCAUUGAUACGUCAUUGACGUCAAACACCAUCUUGCUGCUGACUGAACUUUACUUGCACAGUGUAUUUUUCCUUUCCAAUAAAAUAUCGUUUACAAUAAUGGCGACAAUAAUGAGAUUGGCUAAGAUAAAUUUGAUGAGCAAGCGUUUGUAUAGUUCCAAAAUCAAUUUAAAUGAUGUUGUAAUAAUUAGUGCUGUGCGAACUCCAAUGGGUUCAUUUCUUGGAUCCUUGUCAAGCAUAUCGGCCACUAAACUCGGUGCAGUAGCUGUGCAAGCAGCUGUUGAAAGAGCUGGUAUCGCUAAGGAACAAGUCAAAGAAGUAUAUAUAGGCAACGUCUGCCAAAGUUUCUUGGGUCAAGCACCAGCGAGACAAGCUACAUUAUUUGCAGGUCUUCCAAAAUCAACAAUAUGUACUACGGUGAACAAAGUCUGCGCAAGUGGCAUGAAAAGUAUCAUGCUAGCCUCUCAGUCUCUUCAGUGCGGUCACCAAGAGAUUAUUCUAGCCGGUGGUAUGGAAUCUAUGUCUAAUGUGCCAUAUUAUUUAGCGCGUGGUGAAACGCCAUAUGGUGGAGUAAAACUUCAGGAUGGUAUUGUAUUUGAUGGAUUGACUGAUGUAUAUAAUAAGUGUCACAUGGGUAACUGUGCUGAAAACACUGCUAAGAAACUCAACAUUACUCGCCAGCAGCAGGACGAGUAUGCUAUCAGCAGUUACAAACGCAGUGCCGCAGCUUAUCAAAAUAAUGUAUUUAAGGAGGAACUUGUAUCUGUGAGUGUUCCUCAGAAGAAGGGCAAGCCGGAUGUAAUUUUUGCAGGGGAUGAGGAGUAUAAAAGAGUCAACUUCGAGAAGUUUGGCAACUUGAGCACAGUUUUUCAGAAAGAAAAUGGUACGGUGACAGCAGGAAACGCGUCCACUCUAAAUGAUGGUGCUGCUGCGUUAAUUUUAACGACCAGCGAAGUCGCUCAAAGACUGAAUCUCAAACCUCUGGCCAGAGUUGUCGCUUUCCAGGAUGCAGCAACGGAUCCUAUAGAUUUCCCGAUUGCCCCGGCACUUGCUGUGCCAUCGCUGCUUCAAAACGCCGGAGUUAAGAAGGACGACGUGGCCCUUUGGGAGAUCAACGAGGCGUUCAGUGUGGUGGCUGUGGCAAAUCAAAAAUUACUUGACAUUGAUCCCACCAGGGUAAACGUUCACGGCGGUGCUGUUUCGCUCGGACAUCCCAUAGGUAUGUCAGGAGCACGUAUCGUGGUACACUUGGUUCAUGCUCUUAAAGCCGGGGAAAAGGGUGUCGCAUCAAUUUGCAACGGAGGUGGUGGUGCAUCAUCGAUCUUGAUUGAGAAAUUGUAAGUUCCCCAAAUAAUUGCUGCUGUUUUAAUUCUCAUGAGAUGCCACACGAUCUAUCUUUGUUGUAUCGAUAAUACAUAUGAAUUGAAUUGUAUAUAAAAAAUGUUAUUUUUUAUAUUACGAAAUGUGUAUACUUUUAAAGUAAUGUUGAAAAGCGUUUUUAUAGCUUUUUUAUAUAAAUGUGAUUAUAAUAAUUAUAUAU